Messenger RNA from Momordica charantia (bitter melon), 1370 nucleotides. RefSeq names its product LIM domain-containing protein WLIM2b. Lineage: Eukaryota; Viridiplantae; Streptophyta; Magnoliopsida; Cucurbitales; Cucurbitaceae. The record is from RefSeq and is a predicted model, not a curated record.
CAGGAGAAGACUGAAGGCUGAAUCAGAAAACAAAGACAAGAGACAAAACGACACGUCGUUACUCUGCGGGAUGGCGAUGGUGGAGCUCCAGUACUGAAAAAGGUGGAGAAGAAAGAAAGUCGCACCGGGACCGGGACCGCGACGGAGUAAAGUUGAAGCAAGCAAUGUGUGUCUUUCCGGCAAAGAUAUUUUUCUCGGAUCCCUUUUUCACUUUAUCUUUUCUUUUUCUUUCCCUUUUUUCUAUAAAGAAAAUCGACGCUGUGAUGUGAAUAAUAAUAGAUCAUAAAUUAUUUGUUUCUGCCUUUCGCUAUCUUUCCUUUCAUUAUCUUCUUCUUCUCUGCUCCACUUGCCAGAACGAAGAACAAUCGCUGCUUUUGGUUAUUGCCUCGAUUUUUAGUAGGAAAAGGGUGUUUGUUUGACCAAAGUAGCUUGGUGGGUUUGAAUUGGAGGUGAUUUUGGGUUGGUUGAGAAUAGUCAGAUCUACUCUUAAGGCUUAGCUAUGUCGUUUAUUGGCACCCAACAGAAGUGCAAAGCUUGUGAGAAGACUGUGUACCCUGUAGAUCAGUUAUCUGCUGAUGGAGUUGCUUUCCACAAGUCAUGUUUUAAAUGUAGCCAUUGCAAAGGGACUCUGAAGCUCAGUAAUUAUUCUUCAAUGGAAGGUGUUCUGUACUGCAAGCCUCACUUUGAGCAGCUCUUCAAGGAAACUGGCAACUUCAGCAAGAACUUUCUAUCUCCUGCAAAAUCGACAGAUAAACCAACUCCAGAGCUGACUAGGUCACCAAGUAAAGCUGCUAGCAUGUUCUCUGGGACUCAGGAAAAAUGUGCUACAUGUGGAAAAACUGCAUAUCCACUGGAGAAGGUGACAGUCGAGAGUCAGGCCUAUCACAAGUCGUGUUUUAAAUGCUCGCACGGCGGCUGUUCUUUAUCUCCAUCAAACUAUGCUGCACUUGAUGGAAUUUUGUACUGCAAACACCACUUUUCGCAACUUUUCAAGGAAAAAGGAAGCUACAACCACUUGAUCAAGUCUGCAUCCAUGAAGCGUCAAGCAGCAACCUCAGUUCCCGAUGCUGAAAAUGUCGAGUUAUGAACUUUUAAUUUGAGGUUUGAUUCCAUUGUUCCACUGCCUUUUGCCCCUCCUUCCCCAGUGUGUUCUACUUUGAUCCUCGCAGUCUCAUGAUGGGAACGAAAGAGAGCUUGGACGAGCUUCCUGCAUCAUGCUGAGCAAAUUGUUUGUUUCUUUGUUGGUUCAUAGAACUUCAAACAGACCAUUUGAAAAUGGGCAAUUUGUUUGCCUAAAGUUUAAGAAAACAUUUUGAAACUUUUGGUUUUGGCUUAUCACAAAGAUAUGGAGUCAUUCUGUUUUCUGUUAA